AUGCGUGAAUCAAAUCAAGCUGCAUCAUCUGAACAAAUCAAUGACGAAAAUCGAAGAGGUCCAUUUGCUAUCGUACCCAAGUAUGAUUGUCCUCAUUUGGGUGAUAAUGCUUAUUUAUUCCUUCAAUCGACUCAACAUACUGGUGAUCAACAACCACCCUGUGUUGAUUGUAAUAAAACAGAAGAGAACUGGGCUUGUCUACAUGAAACUUGUAACUAUAUUGGUUGUUCUCGUUACCAGCAAAAACACAUGUUGAAUCAUCAUCAAACAACUGGACAUAAUAUUUGUUUUAGUUUCUCAGAUAAUUCCGUUUUUUGCUAUGCAUGUGAUAGCUAUGUUGAUAGUCCUCAAUUGCAUAGUCUUAAUCGACAAUUAAAUCGUGCUUCUCAUUAA
Rotaria sordida is the source of this 393-nucleotide messenger RNA. NCBI's taxonomy places the organism in Eukaryota, Metazoa, Rotifera, Eurotatoria, Philodinida, Philodinidae. The record is from the annotation of a GenBank genome assembly.